Helianthus annuus (common sunflower) is the source of this 2983-nucleotide messenger RNA. Its product is annotated as two pore calcium channel protein 1B. Gene Ontology annotation, biological process: calcium ion transport; transmembrane transport. NCBI's taxonomy places the organism in Eukaryota, Viridiplantae, Streptophyta, Magnoliopsida, Asterales, Asteraceae. Gene Ontology annotation, cellular component: plant-type vacuole; vacuolar membrane. The transcript is spliced from 24 exons. The record is from RefSeq and is a predicted model, not a curated record. Gene Ontology annotation, molecular function: calcium ion binding; voltage-gated calcium channel activity. The coding region runs from base 526 to 2706 and encodes 726 amino acids.
ACCCACUAAUCCAUCCCUCUCACAAAUCCCCUCCACAUAGGCCAAGAAUCACCUACAAACAUCCUUGAUGUGGAUAGUGUAAGGCUAACGGUUCUAGACAUCUAGUCCUAUGGCGGGCAGCGGCCCAAACAUAAACACAUAAAAAUAAAAACAAAAAUAGAAAAUUCAUUCAAGAUUGGAACCGUUGCACUCAAAGUUGAACCCCCAAAAUCCAAAUUGAUAUUUAGAGUCGAAUCGCCAGUUCCUUACCGCCAAAACCCUGCAUUUCUCGACCGUACGAUUCUCAAUGCCAAAGACCCUAACUUCACCCAAUUUUGUAGAUCAAGUUGUGGUGAGACCAUAAACAUUUUUUUAAGAAAUUGAUGGAGGGAAGGAUGGAACCAUUUUUGACGAAAUUGAUGGAGUUGGUUUCGUCUAACAAAAUGAACUAAGAUCUAUAGUUGACUUUGUUUUUUAUUGGUUGUUAGCAUCUAGGGUUAUAUAUAUACACACACAAAUAGUCAACAGAGGGUUGGUAAAUUAGUGAUGACAGAUCCGUUUACCCCUUUGCUAGGGGGAGAAACUAGGAGAGGAGGCCGAAAACCGUUUAUUCGGCGAUGGGAUGCCAUCGCUUACGGUUCGCCUUAUCAGAAGGCGGCCGCUCUGCUUGAUCUUGCUGCAAAUGGAAGAGGUCUACCAGAGGGAACCUUUGACGUACCAAACUAUGAAGCAUCUGUAAAGCUCUACUUUAUAUUCAUUCGCUUCGACAUAAUAUGGACCCUUAAUUAUUUUGCACUGAUAGCUUUGCAUUUCUUCGAGCAACCAUUGUGGUGUAGCAGUAUUUCCGAGGUUUCUUGCAGAAACAGGGACUACUAUUAUCUUGGCGAGCUUCCAUACUUGACUAGUGCAGAAUCUCUAGCCUUUAAGGGUGUAACCCUCGUAAUUCUUGUGGUGCAUACACUUUUUCCUAUUUUGUUUGAAGGGGGAUAUUUCUACUGGAGAAACCAUGUCAAUAAGCUGAAGGUCAUAUCACUGUUAAUUCUUAGUGUUGAUUUAGUAGUAGAUAUUCUCCAUCUCUCUCCAGUGACCAUCUGUAGGAUUGCACCUUAUAUCAGGGUACUUUUCUUUAUCUGGAAUAUCAGGGGUUUACGAGACAACCUUAUUGUCCUGGGUGGAAUGGUUGUCACAUAUGUGAAUGUAUUGGCUUUGUGGUUUCUGUUUCUUGUGUUCUCGAGUUGGUUAGCGUAUGUCAUAUUUGAAGAUACCCAACAGGGAACUACGUUCUUUCUUUCUUACUCUGCUACGUUAUAUCAAAUGUUUGUUCUCUUUACCACAUCCAACAAUCCAGACGUCUGGAUUCCUGCCUAUAAAUCAUCAAGAUGGUCUUCGCUUUUUUUCAUCCUAUAUGUGCUUCUGGGUGUAUACUUUGUCACAAACCUGGUUCUUGCUGUCAUAUAUGAUAGCUUUAAACUCGAGCUCCUUAAACAAGUUGUUGCAAAGGGCGAUAUGAGGACGGGAACAUUGAGGAUGGUCUUUAAUCUCAUUGAUAGUCGUGGCGCUGGCUAUCUUGAUAAGGAACAAUGUUUCAAGUUGCUUGAAGAACUUAAUAAUUACAGGACACUGCCAAAAAUAUCGAAAGAAGAUUUUGAGUUGAUAUUUAACACAUUGGAUCACAUUGGUAAUGAUAAGAUUUCUGCGGAAGAAUUUAAUGAUAUAUACGAUGCAAUUGCCUUAGGAUUUCAAAUGGAGGAUACGGAACCUUGGCUAACAAAGUUUGUCUUCUACAAUUCUUCAACGUCUGAAACGCUGAAAAACUUUGUAAAAAGCACAAAGUUUGGAAAUAUAGUUGCUUUUGUUCUCCUCUUGAAUUUGGCUACUGUUAUUGUUGAAACAACGCUUAAUAUACAAAACAACUCUGGUCAGAAUUUCUGGCAGAGAGUGGAGUUCGUCUUCGGGUGGAUCUAUGCUCUCGAAAUGGCUUUGAAAGUUUAUACAUAUGGAUUUGAAAACUUUUGGAAGGAUGGCCAAAACCAAUUUGAUUUUAUCAUAACACUGGUUAUAGUUAUGGGAGAGACAGCAACAUUCGUAUCUCCAAAGGAGCUAACAUUUAUUUCGAGCGGGGAGUGUAUUCGUUAUCUUCUUAUCGCAAGGAUGUUAAGAUUGAUCAGGCUGUUGAUGCGUUAUCAGACUUACCGAACCUUUGUUGCUACAUUUUUGACACUGAUACCAAGUUUGAUGCCGUACCUGGGUACCGUGUUUUGGGUCAUGUGCAUUUACUGUACAUUAGGUAUACAGAUUUUUGGUGGCAUAGUGAAUGCUGGGAAUCCAGAUUUACCAGCUACAGAUCUUGCUGACAACGAUUACUUGUUAUUUAAUUUCAAUGACUAUCCCAAUGGUAUGGUGACACUCUUCAAUUUGCUUGUGAUGGGAAACUGGCAAGUCUGGAUGCAGGAUUACGCAACGUUGACAGGAACUUCUUGGACUUAUGCCUACUUCAUCAGCUUCUAUCUGAUAACAAUUUUGCUCCUCCUCAACUUGGUUGUGGCAUUUGUACUGGAAGCGUUUUUUGCUGAGUUAGAGCUUGAAUAUCCCGAGGAAGAAGGGAAUCAAAUGGGAGUAAGGGGACGACGUAACAUGAGUAUAAGGACACGCAGUCAGAGGGUUGAUAUGCUACUUCGCCAGAUGUUGCGCUCAGAGUUGGAUCGGUCCCCACCUUCCUCUCCAUGAUCCCAGGCCCUUUUGUUGUUUAUCACAUGUGGCGUUGAUGAUGUGGCCGUUAUUUGUGUUUUUAAUACCGCAUACAGGUCGAGAUCACAGAAAGGUAACAAUGCAGUUUUGAUUCCGUAUUUUAAAUAUCAAAAGUUAACAAUAUUAUUUAGAAAAAUUAAAAGUACGUGUAUAUUUUCUGAAUUGGGGACUCUUAAGUCGAAUAUUUUUAGUAUGUAGAUUUUGUUUUUGUAUUAGACAUGACUCUUCAUCUAUCAUAACUCGCUCAUUUAACAUA